AUGCCUCCAUUUGAGAAACCCCAGCAGCCUAAACCCUUCAAACAGAGGAAAAGUUUUGCAACGAGGAAACAAGAGGUUGUCGGAAUCCGAACGAAAUUUCCCACCAAAAUUCCAGUGAUCAUUGAAAGAUAUCAGCGGGAGAAGUACCUUCCACCGCUGGAUAAAACCAAAUUCCUCGUUCCACAAGAGCUCACCAUGACCCAGUUCGUGACAAUCAUCAGGUAG
Chanos chanos (milkfish) is the source of this 225-nucleotide messenger RNA. RefSeq names its product microtubule-associated protein 1 light chain 3 gamma (gene map1lc3c). The record is from RefSeq and is a predicted model, not a curated record. The transcript is spliced from 3 exons. The coding region runs from base 1 to 225 and encodes 74 amino acids. Lineage: Eukaryota; Metazoa; Chordata; Actinopteri; Gonorynchiformes; Chanidae.